Molecule: messenger RNA, 4543 nt
Organism: Pan troglodytes (chimpanzee)
Lineage: Eukaryota; Metazoa; Chordata; Mammalia; Primates; Hominidae
Gene: PHF6
Product: PHD finger protein 6
Exons: 11
Coding region: 310-1407 (365 amino acids)
Cellular component (GO): nucleus
Molecular function (GO): histone deacetylase binding; histone binding
Source: RefSeq, a predicted model, not a curated record
UCUUUACCCUCAUUGGCGCUUCUCUCCUGCAGUCCGCCUCUGGGCCCUGCCGGUGAGUCCCCACGGAACCCUGGGGCCCCCCAUUCUCUCCCCGGCGGGAGAAGACAAGGAGGAUGGCGGUGGCCAGGCCGCCGCCCCUGCCCGUUGUUAAAGGGGACUCUUGGUGGUCUCGCUUUAUUGUCAGGGACCCCAGAAGCGCCGCUCAUUGUAGGCGCUUGGCGGAGAGGCUGCUGAGAAAGUGCUUUGGAGGUGCAGAAGGAGAGCAUUUCUUGAGGCUUAAAGUGGCAUUCUAAAGGCAAUUUAAAAAUCAUGUCAAGCUCAGUUGAACAGAAAAAAGGGCCUACAAGACAGCGCAAAUGUGGCUUUUGUAAGUCAAAUAGAGACAAGGAAUGUGGACAGUUACUAAUAUCUGAAAACCAGAAGGUGGCAGCGCACCAUAAGUGCAUGCUCUUUUCAUCUGCUUUGGUAUCAUCACACUCUGAUAAUGAAAGUCUUGGUGGAUUUUCUAUUGAAGAUGUCCAAAAGGAAAUUAAAAGAGGCACGAAGCUGAUGUGUUCUUUGUGCCAUUGUCCUGGAGCAACAAUUGGUUGUGAUGUGAAAACAUGUCACAGGACAUACCACUACCACUGUGCAUUGCAUGAUAAAGCUCAAAUACGAGAGAAACCUUCACAAGGAAUUUACAUGGUCUAUUGCCGAAAACACAAGAAAACUGCACAUAACUCCGAAGCUGAUUUAGAAGAAAGUUUUAAUGAACAUGAACUGGAGCCCUCAUCACCUAAAAGUAAAAAGAAAAGUCGCAAAGGAAGGCCAAGAAAAACUAAUUUUAAAGGGCUGUCAGAAGAUACCAGGUCCACAUCCUCCCAUGGAACAGAUGAAAUGGAAAGUAGUUCCUAUAGAGAUAGGUCUCCACACAGAAGCAGCCCUAGUGACACCAGGCCUAAAUGUGGAUUUUGCCAUGUAGGGGAGGAAGAAAAUGAAGCACGAGGAAAACUGCAUAUAUUUAAUGCCAAGAAGGCAGCUGCCCAUUAUAAGUGCAUGUUGUUUUCUUCUGGCACAGUCCAGCUCACAACAACAUCAAGAGCAGAAUUUGGAGACUUUGAUAUUAAAACUGUACUUCAGGAGAUUAAACGAGGAAAAAGAAUGAAAUGUACACUUUGCAGUCAGCCUGGUGCUACUAUUGGAUGUGAAAUAAAAGCCUGUGUUAAGACUUACCAUUACCACUGUGGAGUACAAGACAAAGCUAAAUACAUUGAAAAUAUGUCACGAGGAAUUUACAAACUAUACUGUAAAAAUCAUAGUGGAAAUGAUGAGAGAGAUGAAGAAGAUGAGGAACGAGAGAGUAAAAGCCGAGGAAAAGUAGAAAUUGAUCAGCAACAACUAACUCAGCAGCAACUUAAUGGAAACUAGGUUCAUGGGACAGAGUUAGAAAACUGGGAAUGAAUAAGACAUCCAUAACUACUAUUCUUUUUUCACUGUUUUCUAAAAUCAAAAAGGGUUUGUAACUUUUUACUGCCCAACUCUUAGAUCCUUCAUUGAACUGCCUAAAAAUGUCUUGUUUGUUUUAUGAGCCCUCACUAGAAGGCUGAGUUUGACAUGUUGGUAUUACGUAGCUAUAGUUUGCAGUUUCUGGGAAGCAAUUGAAACACUAUUAACCCUGUGUAUAGUGUCAACAGUUAAAGCAGACGAAACGAAGUAAGCUAUAUUUCUGGACUGAACAAAGCUCUGCUGUUUAGAGCAUUUAAGUUUGUUUAGUGGAUCCAUACUCAAAGGAAAGCAUAAGCAAAUUUUCCUUUACAAUGCAAACAUGCCACUGGUGGCAGCACAUGGUAAUUUGUGGAUUUUUUUUUUCAUACUCAAGUAAUGGAGGCUAGAAAUGAAGAGAACCUUCUUUUUCUCUUGACUUUGACAGCACAUGCUAAAAAUCUCUUCCAAGAAGUAUGCUAAAGCUUUUCAUUUGGUUCCUGUUAAAGUUGUUAUCACUGACCAGCAUGGACUCAGGCAACUGGUAAUGAUAAGCUAUGAGCUCCAGUGCUUUUGCCAAAAUUCUCUUGACAGCACACCUCCUCUCUUUCCAUGUUAUACAAAGGACUUCUGGCAAAAUGAUUGAGUCCUUCAAGUUUAAACUAACAUUUGGCAACAGCAAAUUAAACGUUUUUAAGAUGUAAAGAAAGGGUUACCGCUUGCUAAGGACUUCAGACACCAUGUCCGAAACCUGUUCCUCUCAAGUGCCCUGUUGUGUGGAACACUUCACAUAUUGGCGCAAAGUACGUAAGGAGGUCUCAUGUGCUGUAGGAGUAAAAAAGUCUUUGCAUAAAACAGUAUUUAUUUUUACUUUUGUGACCACUAUUUUAGAAACUUUAUUUAAUAUUUUAAUGUUUUCAGUCAUUGCUUUGGUUAUCUAUAAAAUAGGCUUUUGUGCCCUACUUUUCUUCUUGUAGGGCUUGGUGGUGUUUUAUCGAUUGUCAGAAUUGUUUUUGAAAGCCUAAGAACCCAGCUUUUUAGAAAGGAUUUUCACACUGGCAUUUCUAGGUAGUGAUAUUUUCUUCCACUUACCUGCUGAAGCACAUUUAUGCAUUUCUUUAUGGCAAAACCAAAUAACUUUAGUUGUGGUCUGCCUGAUACUACCAUAGCACCUCAGUACCAAGGGGAGGGAUUUUGACUAGUUGAAUUAUUAAGCCACCACAAUAAAGCAGAUUUUUAAAUAAGAAAUAAUAAUGUUAACUUGACUGUACAUUGAGAUAUUCUGCAGCUGAUAGAGCAGCAUUUAAAAAAUGUAACAGGUGGAAAAUUACACUGUGCUUAAUGACUGAUUUUUUUUUAAACUGCGAGUCCCUUAAGAUCACGUUUGUCAAGUGUGUAUUCACACAUUUACUUAAAUCAAGGGACUCAAUGCUUGCUUUUAUUUUAACCAUCUUUUACUAUUUUUAGAAGGAAACUAGCUUUAGUAGUGGGUUGCCCUAUAUGUUUUCUCUUUUUGCUCUUAAUAUGCCAUUGGGUUUUUGUGUGUACGUGAUUUUCAAAAUUCAUGACUUGAAGUGCAAGGACAGAUCUAGAUGUUUGUUUACCAAGCUAUGUGACUUCUCCCAAAGGAUCUGUACUUUCUUUCCUUACAACAGCUUGAAAAUCAUUAUUUUAAAAUCCUUAAAUCACUGUGUCUAGAUCAUUUUUUACAUUGUGUGCCAUAGACUUACCCAUGGGACAACAGAGCUCCUUCAUUUUUGGACAACUACUGUAAUCAUUUUUUUUUUUUUAGGAAAAAUGGAAGGUGCCGGGGGGUAAUCAUGGCCAGUCAAUAAUUAUAUAAAGUAGUUCAAAUACUAUAGCUGUCAGUUGAUAAAUUUGUUAUGUAGUAAAAUGUAUGACUUUGUAUGGGUUUCUUCAGCCCUUUUUCUGCCACUAGCAACCAGAAUAGCACUUUACCUUUUGGUUGGCUAGAUAAGUGGCUAACUACCUGUUUUUCUCACUGUGGUGUGAUUGGCUAAACAAUCUUGCAUUAAAAAUUCAAAUGUAAAUUGAAUUCACAUGAAAAAUCAUGUUUGGUUGUAAACCUCCAAUGUUUUGAUUCUCUAAUCAUGUUUUCGUCACAUGCUGAGUAAAAGUGCCUUACAAUGUAAAAAUUGUACAGUACUUAUGUUCCCAAGUAGCAUCAUCAUCUUCUGGGUAGUAAUUACAUUGUGGUAUUAAUAUUUAGAAAAAUGGACCUCAGCAGUGUAUUUACUGUACAUCUCUUAAGUCCUUAACUGUAGUUUUAAUAAGCAUGACAUUAUUUGAUAAGUAUAUAACAUUUACAUCAUUUCAAAAAAUACUGCCGUUACUGUCUUUUAUGCAUAUUUUAGCCUGAAAUUUUGAAGCGUCUUUUUUCUUUCUUUUUUCUUUUUUUGUUUUGUUUUUUGUUAUUGAUAUUAAACAGUGUAAUCUUUGCAAGCGUAUAUUGAAGAUUAUUCUGGAGCAUUUAUUGCCUUACCAGAAAUGUUAGUAGGAAAUGUUCUUUAGAGUAGAAAGAUAGACUUGAGUUUCUAUACUUUUAAGAAGAGCUCUUUGUUCCUGGGGGAGGGGGGCAGGGGGUGAAUUUCACUUUCAUCUCAAGUUAUUAAAAACCCACAACUGAAGUAAAUUUUAUUUCAAGAAUCAGCAGUUUUAGAAUUUCAGAUAGUACUUGCUCAGAAGUACAUGCUACUCAAGAUAUUAAGAGAUAACAAGAUCUGUAGAUCUGCUAUUGAAUCAGAAUCUGUGUACUUGAACAAAUGUGUGAAUCUCAAAUAUCUCAAAGCAAAAGAAAAAGUGUUCUAGAGUGUUGUUGCUUUUUUUAAAAAAAGCGCUGAAGUUAGACCAAGGUAUACAGUUUUGUUCUAACAGACAUUUAGGUUAAUUGUAAAGAUAAGGAAUGCAUUAUGGGUCAAAAAUCAAACAUUCCUCUCAUGUUAUGUAUAUUUUGUUCCUGUUAUAUUGGCUUUAUUUUCAAAAUUGUAGUUUGUAGUAUUAGUUUCCUUUUAUUGGUAUUCUUGCAUAUACUAUUCAUUCAAUAAAUGACUUAUGACUUUCA